Bursaphelenchus xylophilus (pine wood nematode) is the source of this 556-nucleotide messenger RNA. NCBI's taxonomy places the organism in Eukaryota, Metazoa, Nematoda, Chromadorea, Rhabditida, Aphelenchoididae. The record is from the annotation of a GenBank genome assembly.
AUGAUCUUAGUUGGAGCCGGGAAGACGAAAGAAGGGGCGUCGAUAAGCGGAAGCUGGUUCUUCUGGCUUACCAUUAUUCUGCAGUUUAUCUUCAUGGUCGUCGUAUGUGUAGUGUUCAUGUUUGAAGUUGAGAAUCUUCUCACGAUGGGAAGAGAUGCCUGGCCUGUGCUGGUAAGACGACAACGUGGUUACUUGUCUAAUACAGCAGCCAUCCUGUACUCAUAUUCUUGUUUUAGGAAAUUGGUUAUUCUGGAGCGUUCUUCUGUGCUACAGUAAUCGAUAUGUUCAUUGUUGGAUCAUGGAAUAAGUCAGGCGUAGACGGGACAUUCUUGGCGGCCGCGGUAAGUGUUUCUGCCAGUGUUGAUCCAAAUUUUAGUUACCGAAGUAAUGAAAAAUUUUUCAGCUGUUUCUACUCCUUUUGGCGCUCUUACAUGGCUUUGCAGGCUUUAUGAUGUUCCGGAUUUGGAGGGGAUUUGUACGAUCCGGAGCCAGUCAGAACCCCACAACCCCCAAUAUUCAACCAGGAGACGUCGGGAAUAUGCAUCCUGGGGUUUAA